CCCCCAUUUUGCUUUGAAGAAUAUAUUACAAUAAGCAGCCUUGGGCCUUACCCACAGGUGGACUUACAAACAUGGUGGCCUUGGGUUGCAUUCUCUUUUUCCUUGUAUCUUUCUGUUCUUUUUCUCCAUCAUAUUUUGCAUUAUCUGAUAUUGAAGCUGCUUCUAUUGCCCGUCGCCAACUUUUAGGUAACAAUGGCGAGCUUCCAAAUACAUACGAGUCUGAAAUGAUCAUUAACAUGAAAUUCGAAAAUGCCAGGUUGAAGAAAGCUUAUGUUGCUCUUCAGGCAUGGAAGAAAGCUAUUUACUCUGAUCCAACAAACUUCACAGCUAAUUGGGAGGGUAAUAAUGUAUGUGCCUAUAAUGGUGUCUUUUGUGACAAUGCUCUUGAUGAUCCCAACAUCUCUGUUGUUGCUGGGAUUGAUCUUAACCAUGCAGACAUAGCUGGACAUCUCCCUGUGGAGCUUGGCCUCUUGGCUGAUGUGAGUCUCAUCCACAUUAAUUCGAACCGAUUUUGUGGAAUCAUUCCCAAGAGCAUUAAAAAUCUUACGCUUUUGGAUGAGAUUGAUUUCAGCAACAAUCGUUUCGUGGGGCCAUUCCCUGAUGUUGUUCUUGAGUUGCCUAAACUCAACUAUCUUGAUCUUAGGUUCAACAACUUUGAAGGUCAAGUGCCUUCCGCGCUAUUUGAGAAGAAUCUUGAUGCAAUAUUGAUCAACAAUAACCGAUUCCAUUCCACCAUCCCUGAAAGCUUGGGCAAUUCCAAUGCUUCCGUGGUGGUAUUGGCAAAUAACAAGUUCUAUGGUUGCAUCCCGAGCAGUAUUGGUAAAAUGGGCAACUCAUUAGAUGAGCUUGUAUUCACCAACAAUGAGCUCUCUGGUUGUUUGCCUGAAGAGAUUACUAAGCUCACGAGCCUAACACUGUUCGAUAUUAGUGGAAAUAAGUUUGUUGGAUCGUUACCUCAGGAUUUGAAAUCGAUGCAGAAAGUGGAAAUCUUUGACAUUGCAUCGAACAAGUUCAUGGGAAAUGUUCCAAAGAACCUUUGCACGUUGCCUAGUUUGACGAAUUUCACAUUCUCUAAGAACUACUUUGAGAGCAUGGAUGAAACAUGUACGCCAUCACAGUCGAAACAAGUUAAGAUAGAUGGUAAUGAGAAUUGUUUGGGGGGAAGAUCAGAGCAGAGGACGGAGAAAGAGUGUUUCCCAGUAGUGAGCAAGCCUGUUGAUUGCAGUAAAGGUCAUUGCGGAGUUUCAAGGGAAGGGCAGAGUCCAAAAGAUCCACCUAAAACCCUGACUCCUUCAAAACCAGCAACACCAACCACUCCAAAACCAAAGCCAUCUCCACUACCACCAGUAGCCUCACCUCCUCCACCACCAAAAACCUUACCUCCACCACCACCAGUGGCCUCACCUCCACCUCCCAUCCACUCACCACCACCUCCAGUCCAUUCGCCACCGCCACCGGUAGCAUCACCUCCACCUCCAGUCCACUCACCACCACCACCGGUAGCCUCACCUCCACCUCCAGUUCAAUCACCUCCCCCACCAGUCCACUCACCUCCACCUCCUGUCCACUCACCACCACCACCGGUUGCCUCACCUCCACCUCCCGUUCACUCACCACCACCAUCGGUAGCAUCACCUCCACCUCCAGUCCACUCACCACCGCCACCGGUAGCCUCACCACCGCCACCUGUAGCUUCACCUUCACCGCCAGUCCACUCACCACCACCACCAGCAGCUCCGGUAAUGUCUCCACCUCCACCCACUUUUGAGGAUGUCGCUCUUCCCCCAACAUUGGGCUCACUAUACGCCUCACCACCACCACCAAUUUUCCAAGGUUAUUAAGAGGUUCGCCAUUAUGAUUU
Molecule: messenger RNA, 1861 nt
Organism: Solanum stenotomum
Lineage: Eukaryota; Viridiplantae; Streptophyta; Magnoliopsida; Solanales; Solanaceae
Product: pollen-specific leucine-rich repeat extensin-like protein 3
Exons: 1
Coding region: 72-1841 (589 amino acids)
Molecular function (GO): protein binding
Source: RefSeq, a predicted model, not a curated record